AUGGAGGAGGUUGCGUAUGACAUAUUGAUGAGAUUAAGUCGUACGGAGGAACUCUCUCUGAAGAAAGUAUCAUUGAGAAGGUUUGGCCCAUUUGCUAAGGAUCGUUGGUCAAACAAGGAAAGGAAGUCAGAAGAAACAAACAUAGAUAUAGGAGAUUCUGAUUAUGAACAUUUGUUAUUGAUGGCUUAUGAAUCUGAUGUUGAUGAACCUGUGCGAUUGACGAUUUCUGAUUCUGAAGGAGACUUUAAAUAUGAGUCAGAGUCAGAAGAUGAAUCUGAAUCUAAAUCAGAAUCUAAGGGUUUUAAAGCUGAGUCAGAAGAUGACUCUGAAGCCGAAGUUGAGUCAGAAGAUGACUUUGAAGUUGAAGGAGAAGUUGCCUCUGAAGAGGAUUCUGCCUCUGAAGUUGAGUCAGAAUCAGAAAAUAAGUAUGAAGGUGACUCUGAAGAUGAAGAAGACUCUAAAGGUGAGCCUGACUCUGAAGGUGAAUCUGAUUUUGAUCCAGAUUCUGACGAUGAUCCGGAAUCUGGAGGUAAUCAAAUAUCUGGAAAUGGAGCUUCUGGAGGUGGAGCUUUUGAAGGAAGAACUUAUGAAGAUAUUGAUUUUAAUUAUGAAGAUGAGUCAGAGAUUGUAAAUGAUUUUGAGAGUGAGUCAGAAUCAAAAGGUGAGAUUGAUUUUGAGGAAGAAUCUGAUUCUGAUCCAGAUGCUGGUGGUGAUUCAGAUUCUGGUGAUCCAGAUUCUGAUGGUGAUUCAAAUUCUGGUGGUAGUCCAGAUUCUAGGAAUAUUCCAGAUUCUGAAGGUGGUCAUGCUUUUGAAGUCAGUACUUAUGGAGUUCUAGUAUCUGAUAAUAUUCCAGAAUUAGAAGGUUUUGAACAAGUUCAGAGGCCACAAAGAAUCAGAAACAUUUCGAAAAGGUUUGUGGAGUUUGACAUGCUGCAAGACACUGAAAUAGAUUCUGAAGGGGAAGUUAUUCAGUGUUGUUGCUACGCGAGAAAUACAGAGUCACCAUCGGUUUUUAUUUGUUCCAAAGGAAAGGAAAAAUAUCGAGAAAACCUCAAAGAGUGGUCAUGGAUCCAGAAUCAAAUGAGAUUUAAAACCACAUGGCCACCUGAUUAA
Molecule: messenger RNA, 1113 nt
Organism: Lathyrus oleraceus (garden pea)
Lineage: Eukaryota; Viridiplantae; Streptophyta; Magnoliopsida; Fabales; Fabaceae
Exons: 4
Coding region: 1-1113 (370 amino acids)
Source: RefSeq, a predicted model, not a curated record